GAGGAAGCCCACCACCACACAAACCCACCAACAUACAUGCAUACAUAGCUCUGCUCAACCCCCAAAGACACACACACACACACACACACAGAGAGAGAGAGAGAGAGGUAAUUGUUGUGUAAUGGAUAAAAGCUGUCAAUCCUCUGCAGACUCUACUACUACUAGUAGUGGAAUAACCACAACCUCUGCCAGCAAUAGCAAUAGCAGCAGAGAUCACUAUCUCAGGCACCUCAACAAGCUUUCCCAAAAGAUCUCAAAGCCAAUAAUUAAAAACACUUCUCAGGCCCAGCCACAACAGAACCCUCCAACCUCCUCCUUUAACAAUCAGGUGCAGCCGCAACCCCAGCAGAACCUACAACACCAGCCACCGGUUUACAACAUAAACAAGAACGAGUUCAGGGACGUCGUUCAGAAGCUAACUGGCUCACCUGCACACGACCGCAUCUCAACACCUCCUCCCAUUCAACAACCCAAACCACCAAGCUCUCGCCUUCAGCGUAUUCGUCCUCCUCCGUUGCCUCAAAUCACUAACCGUCCUCCACCGCUUCUUAACCCUAAUAUUCCUCAACCCUCUAACGUUAACGCCGUUUCAUUUUCCACCUUUCCAAGACCCGCUGCGCCGUUAUCUCCUCUUCCGCCGUUUCCCUCCGUUCACGCGCCUGCUGAGUCGCCUAUCUCUGCGUACAUGCGCGAUCUGCACAAUCUUGUCACCAACGUCGACUCCAAGCAGUUUUCGGGGUUUUCUCCUUUAGUUUCUCAGCCCCAGCAAGGGAUGGUUCCUUCGCAGGCGCCGCCGCCGCCGCCGCCGGUGGUGCCGUCGCAGUCGAUGUUUCAGAUGCCGUCUUCGCCGGUGCCUUUCGGGUGUUUGAAUUCCCAGCUCUCGUCUUACCCUCUGCUGUCGCCGGGUCUUCUGUUUUCCCCAACUUCGGGUCAAUUAGGGUUUCCUCCGUUUCCCCUUUCUCCCACCGUGCCCGUGCCUAGCCCUCGAUGGAGAGGGAAUUGACUUUGAUGUUGUCGGAAGGGUGAGGUAAGGGUGGUCGCAGUGAUGGUAUUUUAGGUCUGGGUUGUUUGCGUUACGUGUACAUGGUUUUAGGUGGUGGCCGGUGGUUGGGGAGUGGGGAUUUAUUCAAUUUGUAAAUGGGAUAUCAGAAAAGGAACAAUUUUGCUUUUGUUGCUGCUCUUUUCGGAUAUUUGGUGGUUGCAAAACAAGAAAUUAGAUGUCAUACAGUUAUAGUUGGAUUAUGCUGUUUUUAAUAUUAAAAAAAAAAAGGUUUAUUGCCUUCUUCAUUUCUUUCUCUAAUCAUGUGUUAUUGUCUUGGUCAUGUUGAUAUUUUCCAUUUAUUUCUUUAGCAUUUGUGAGACAUGCUGGUUGGUUAAGUUUUGAAAGUUGAAUUAAUUGAAGAUGAUGGUCCCCUCACGUUCUUUUUUGAGGGACUGUGGCUGCCACCUCUUUGAUGCCUACUUAGGCUUAAAGGGGAAACACAUGACUGGUUAAAUUAAAAACGCGUGUGUUAUUCAAUGAUGGUGUGGACUACUAGCAUUCCUUGGAAAGGUUCCGGCGAGGAAUUUUUGUUCCGUAAGAGACUCUGGUUGUCUUUUAUUGAUUUUUCAGCUGGUGCCAACAUCCAUCCCCUCAUACCAGGUUGUAAUUUUUCUGCUACGUUUGCAUGAUAGCUGACGUUGUUAUAGAACAUCAUAGUAAUUUUGCCUCAAAAUGUACCUCAACUUUUUUUUUUUUUUUUUCUGGUAAGAGCUGCAACUUUAUAUUGAAAAGCACCUACAAUGUUAUUUGUAUUGUUUGAAGUUUCAUCUCGGUAACGUCUCUCACCUCGGUAAUGUAUCACAAACUUCGAAGAAAUGAGUGGAAAUUAUCAACAUGAUCAAGAAAAUAAUACAGAACUCCAACUUUGAUUCGAGAACAACAUUAAUAAUACUUAUGGUAUUUUAACUAACUUUUGUCUCUUACUUUAUUUUUAUUAAUUAUAGAUAAUGCGUUUCAUCUACGACUUAAUAUGUUUUCAAAUACACAUUUAAUAUCAUACAAUG
Messenger RNA from Abrus precatorius (Indian licorice), 2046 nucleotides. RefSeq names its product VQ motif-containing protein 9. The coding region runs from base 122 to 1003 and encodes 293 amino acids. Lineage: Eukaryota; Viridiplantae; Streptophyta; Magnoliopsida; Fabales; Fabaceae. The record is from RefSeq and is a predicted model, not a curated record. The transcript has a single exon.